Necator americanus (New World hookworm) is the source of this 834-nucleotide messenger RNA. RefSeq lists its product as uncharacterized. NCBI's taxonomy places the organism in Eukaryota, Metazoa, Nematoda, Chromadorea, Rhabditida, Ancylostomatidae. Gene Ontology annotation, molecular function: RNA polymerase II cis-regulatory region sequence-specific DNA binding; DNA-binding transcription factor activity, RNA polymerase II-specific. Gene Ontology annotation, biological process: cell differentiation; regulation of transcription by RNA polymerase II. Gene Ontology annotation, cellular component: nucleus. Bases 1 to 834 code for a protein of 277 amino acids. The transcript has 7 exons. The record is from RefSeq and is a predicted model, not a curated record.
AUGAAAGAAUCAUCGUCUUCUAAACGCGAGAAGGCAGACGAUGAAGAUGUCACUGUGGUGGACUGCGACUCCGACGAUGAGCGUGAAGCGACUACGACAGAGAAGCCUAAAAACAAUGACAAGGCGCAACUACCACGAUUUUCUGUCACUAAUAUAUUGUCGCCGCUGAAUAAUCUAGCUCGGGUCCAGCAACAACUCCUAAAGAUGACCUCAUCUCCUUUAAACGAGCACUCGUUAGCUUUCGGCUACCGACCGGCUGGCGCUCUGCCAGCAUCCUACUUUGGUGCUGCACCAUUCCAGGGCUACCAAGGCGAUUUCACCAGCUACAUGGCCAAUCCGGGCACAUGGUAUGGAGGUGGCGAUCCACGAUUUGCAGCAUUACUCCCAUGCGGUAUUGAUCCAUCCAGAGCGGCGGUGCACGGUAUACAACUACCGAUGUCACAGCGUCGAAAACGACGAGUGCUUUUCAGUCAAGCACAAGUCAAAAUAUGGUUCCAGAAUCAUCGCUACAAAUGUAAAAGACAGGAGAAAGAGAAAGCAAUGACGGGCGGAUUAAGUCAUCGAGACGAUUCGGCCAGCCCACAAUCAGUGGAUGGGGAUGGGAAAUGUUCACCGGAGUUGAGCACCUCAAAAGAGGAGCCGUCAUGCUCCGAGGCGGAGCCUAACCAGCCAACUUCCGAACCAUUGCCUGACAUCAAAAAUGGCAUGUUUGCAGCAGUGUCUUCCUCUGUAUAUCCUCCUCAACCGGCCGCAUUUGCUUUCCCGUUCGGGUCUCAAUCUUACUCGGCCGCUCAGUCAGCUUACUAUAAUCAGAUUCGAGGAGUAGGCUGGUGA